Messenger RNA from Pteropus alecto (black flying fox), 9255 nucleotides. It is a transcript of the gene RFX3, whose product is annotated as regulatory factor X3. Bases 256 to 2505 code for a protein of 749 amino acids. Gene Ontology annotation, cellular component: nucleus. Gene Ontology annotation, molecular function: RNA polymerase II cis-regulatory region sequence-specific DNA binding; DNA-binding transcription factor activity, RNA polymerase II-specific. Lineage: Eukaryota; Metazoa; Chordata; Mammalia; Chiroptera; Pteropodidae. The transcript has 17 exons. The record is from RefSeq and is a predicted model, not a curated record. Gene Ontology annotation, biological process: regulation of transcription by RNA polymerase II.
CCCCACCCCUCCCCUUGCGAGUGUCUCCGUCUCCCUCUCGCUCCCUCUCUCCCUCUCUCUCUCUUUUGUGAGUUAUAGCAACCGUUGCCUUGUGAAUCAAGCGCCAUAGUCACCGUAGUCCUGGCGACUGUUACCCAUCAACAACAACUACUCCUGUCCUCCUCCUCCUCCUCUUCCUCCUCCUCCUCCCCACCACCACCACCAUCUCCAUCACCCACCAACAACACCACAAUAAUCCACAGCCAAGAGACCAUCAUGCAGACAUCAGAGACCGGGUCGGACACAGGUUCGACAGUGACUUUACAGACAUCUGUGGCUAGUCAAGCAGCAGUGCCUACACAGGUGGUACAGCAAGUACCAGUACAACAACAGGUACAGCAGGUGCAGACUGUGCAACAGGUACAACAUGUCUAUCCAGCUCAGGUGCAGUAUGUGGAAGGAAGCGAUACUGUGUAUACCAAUGGAGCAAUCCGAACAACAACUUAUCCUUAUACAGAAACACAGAUGUACAGCCAAAACACUGGAGGGAAUUACUUUGAUACUCAAGGGAGUUCUGCACAGGUGACUACCGUGGUCUCGUCCCACAGUAUGGUGGGCACUGGUGGGAUUCAGAUGGGCGUCACAGGAGGACAACUCAUCAGUAGCUCUGGAGGAACCUAUCUGAUCGGCAAUUCAAUGGAGAAUUCUGGUCACUCAGUGACACACACCACUCGGGCCUCCCCAGCAACAAUUGAAAUGGCGAUUGAGACGCUGCAAAAGUCUGACGGUCUGUCCACUCACAGAAGCUCUCUUCUCAACAGCCAUCUCCAGUGGCUGUUGGACAAUUAUGAGACAGCAGAAGGAGUGAGCCUUCCCAGAAGCACUCUAUACAACCACUACCUACGACACUGUCAGGAACACAAACUGGACCCAGUCAAUGCUGCUUCUUUUGGAAAACUAAUAAGGUCAAUUUUUAUGGGGCUACGAACCAGGAGAUUGGGAACUAGAGGAAACUCCAAGUACCAUUACUAUGGGAUUCGUGUCAAACCAGAUUCCCCUCUUAAUCGUCUGCAAGAAGAUAUGCAGUAUAUGGCUAUGAGGCAACAACCCAUGCAACAGAAACAAAGGUACAAGCCUAUGCAGAAAGUGGAUGGGGUUGCAGAUGGUUUCACAGGAAGUGGUCAACAGACAGGCACAUCUGUUGAGCAAACUGUAAUUGCCCAAAGUCAACAUCAUCAACAGUUUUUAGAUGCAUCUCGAGCACUUCCAGAGUUUGGAGAAGUUGAAAUCUCUUCUCUGCCAGAUGGUACUACCUUUGAGGAUAUCAAGUCACUGCAGAGUCUUUAUCGAGAGCACUGUGAGGCAAUAUUGGACGUUGUUGUGAAUCUUCAGUUUAGCCUGAUAGAAAAAUUGUGGCAAACAUUCUGGCGCUAUUCUCCCUCUACUCCAGCUGACGGCACUACCAUUACUGAAUCAAGCAAUCUGAGUGAAAUAGAAAGUCGACUUCCGAAAGCAAAGCUGAUAACUCUGUGCAAACAUGAGUCUAUCCUGAAAUGGAUGUGUAACUGUGACCAUGGGAUGUACCAGGCUUUGGUGGAGAUUCUCAUCCCCGACGUCCUUAGACCUAUUCCUAGUGCCUUGACCCAAGCCAUUCGAAAUUUUGCUAAAAGCCUUGAAGGUUGGCUUUCCAAUGCCAUGAACAAUAUUCCACAGAGAAUGAUACAAACCAAGGUUGCCGCUGUAAGUGCCUUUGCCCAGACUCUGCGAAGAUAUACGUCGCUCAAUCACCUGGCCCAGGCAGCUCGUGCAGUGCUUCAGAACACUUCUCAAAUCAACCAGAUGCUCAAUGACCUCAACCGUGUUGACUUUGCCAAUGUCCAGGAGCAGGCUUCCUGGGUGUGCCAGUGUGAUGACAACAUGGUUCAGAGACUAGAAACAGACUUCAAGAUGACUCUUCAGCAGCAGAGCACCCUGGAGCAGUGGGCUGCAUGGCUUGACAAUGUGAUGAUGCAAGCACUGAAGCCCUAUGAAGGCAGACCCAGUUUUCCUAAAGCUGCCAGGCAAUUUCUGCUAAAAUGGUCUUUCUACAGCUCGAUGGUUAUUCGGGACCUAACCUUGCGUAGUGCUGCUAGCUUUGGCUCCUUCCACCUGAUCCGUCUACUCUACGAUGAGUAUAUGUUCUACUUAGUAGAGCAUCGUGUUGCUCAGGCAACAGGAGAGACACCCAUAGCAGUCAUGGGCGAGUUUGGUGAUUUAAACGCUGUGUCUCCUGGAAAUCUGGAUAAAGAUGAAGGCAGCGAAGUGGAAAGUGAAAUGGAUGAAGAACUAGAUGACUCUUCAGAACCUCAAGCCAAAAGAGAGAAAACGGAGCUGAACCAGGCAUUUCCAGUGGGUUGUAUGCAGCCUGUUCUCGAGAGCAGUGUGCAACCGAGCCUCCUGAAUCCAAUUCACAGUGAGCACAUCGUCACGAGUACUCAGACUAUCAGACAGUGCAGCACUACAGGAAAUACCUACACUGCAGUCUAAAGAAUAUUAAAGUGUAUUUUUCCAGCUAACAUUAAUCCUGUUGAUAUUGGGCUUAAGUCAAAAAUUUAAUAAGCCUGAAGGACGACUGUUGUCAAAUUUUAUCUGUGCUGAACAUUACCUUUUUGGAGUUGUGAAAUGGAAUGGGUGUAUGUGUUUUGCCAGGUCUUUUUUUUUUUUUUUUUUUUUUUUUUUAAUAAUUAGGGGAUAUCCCAAAAGGAAUGAACAGAUACAUUGUGAUCUCUUAGUUUCAGGUGUCAAGAAGGAUUUUUACAACACAAUGUUUUUGUUUUCUUAUAAUUAAAAAUAAUUUACAUUUUUUGUAGCUUAAAAUAUUUUACUGUUGGUUGUUAGUCUUGGUGUAUGAUUUCAUGUGUAAGUUUUUAAUUAGAUGCACUUCUGUGAAAUAUCAAAAGAAAUGAAUUUCUUUGAUUUACACUGGAGGCAUGCCCAUUUGGCAGCAGAUGCAUCAAAUUUGCUUUUGAAAGGUGCUUUAUAUUGGACAGAACCACAAGACACUAUUUUGAUAACAUUUUGGAGUAUGGAGAGAGAAUACAGAGCAUUUUUAUUAUAGUGCUAGAGGGUUGGGAAGGUCAUCUAUUUUUCUCUGAAGAAAAAUUGAGCUGUGCAUUUAUCAGUUCAGAGUAAAUGACAGAAUUGCAAGAGAUUAUGCUAAUAUGUACAUAAUUUGUGUACAUAAUUAUUAAACCAUGUUAAUGCAAGCUUCCGUUAAACAUUGAAUUUUAACUGUUAUUUGCAUACCAAUUCCUCUGUUUAAUGACUACUGAUUCUGUAUUUGGGACCACUGCACAGAUGCAUUCUGCUGUUGAGUGGGGCUGUUAUAGUUAGAUACUAAAGCUGAAAAAAUGACUUGACUUUUUUUUUUUUUUUUAAGUGUACAUGCUACUUAUGCUGAGCUGGACAUACAGGAAACCAUUCCAUUUGGAUGACUUUCUUUUAUUCCAGGUCUUAUUCCUAAUAGUAGUUCAAUAUGCUGCUAUUAUAAAAGAAAAUUUAUAGAAUGCAAGGAAUGUAGCAACCUGCAUGUUGUUAUUUCCUUCAAAAAUAUUUCCUGGUUUCUAAAGUAUGUGGAUUUAAAUUUUAAACAGAACCUAAAGGCAGUGUAACUGGCACACCGCACUGUUGCUUAUCCCCAAUUCUGUAGGAUUUGGAUAGGUGGCUGGAUGGACCAGUGCCAUUGAAGAAUGUACAUCAGGGAUCAUCGUACCUCGGCUAUUACAUGGUGCCUUAAAACAGAACUGAAGCUAAGGUUUAGUAAGGCUUAUUUAGUUCAUGUGAAUUCUUCUUCAAUCCAUUUGACAAGGUGUGCCUGUCAUUUUCAAAUUCCCGAAGUAAGGACAGGUUACGUGUUCUUCAAAGGAAAUUUAGGGCAAACAAAGCGAAACAAAAAGACAAAAAGUCAGUUUCCCUCUUUGAGUGACCGUGAACCUAUUUUUUGUUCAUAGAGCUGAAUAUUACUUGGUUACAAAUCAGAUUGCUUAAGGAUAUGGAAGAGCUGGCUAGUUUUUAAUUUGUUACAUAAAAUCAUGUAUGUUUUAGACCGUUCUUAUCUAGUUAUAAUUUAAGAAAGUUAACAAAAUUAGUAGGUACUUAUUGAAGUGCAUCUUUUCGAUCUAAAUAUUUGUAUGUGUGUCUCGGUGUCUGUGUGUCCACAUGCACACGUGAGUGCCCUCCAGCAGGAGUCAGCUAUAAACGAGAAGGAGAGAUCCUAGAGUGGAUACACCCAUCCCCAUUUUAAUUGACAUGAAGAGCCCAGGUUCUUUUAAGCACUCAAAUUAUUAACAACAACAACAAACACAAAAAACAGGCACAUCCAUUCAUUUAAAUAGUUCUAAAAAAAGCUAAUCAGCAAAAAUAAAUACAUAAAGCCAAAAAAAAGGGAAAGCACAAAAUGAUUUACAGAUUAUUAAUGAGGCCUGUAGUAAACUCAAGAUAUUUAUCUUUACAGUUUUAUCGGGAUGGUGGGUGGGGGGGUGGAAAGAAGGGGUGAGCCAAUCUGUAAAGUUAAAAAUACCAAAUGGCUUAUCGAGUAAUACGCAGUGUAUUUCAACUUGUUGCUCGAUUGCCUUAGAACUAAGAUCAACAAAGUUUCUUAAGUAAACUUUAAAUGUUUUAGACGUAAUUUUAAAAAUUGAUUCAAAUUUUGUAUUAUACAUCUCACUCAUAUAUUUGAAAUUCUCUAUAGCUCAUCACCUUCAUUUAAAUAUCAUUUAAAUGAUCAUCCCUCUAUUUUUUUUGCCAAAAAGGCAAUGGCUUUGCACCAUCACACAUACACACAAAGGCAAACAAGCAAACAAAGCACCUUAAGUUGCAAAGACUUAUAUCUACUUCAUUGUACAUUAGAAAACAUUUACAGAUACAUUUAAAUCAAAAAACGAAAAAAACACUUUUUGUUUUGAUCUCCUUUCUGAACUUUUUACUUCCUCCCAUAUCUACCACCUCCAGAGCUAUGCUAUAUCUGUAUUGGACCAAAAGUAUUUCCUGGUUUCAUCUUGUUUAUGGAACAAUUUUAAAUAUAUUUAUUAUCAUUAUUUCCUUUAAUUUAAUGUUGAAUAUAUUUGUAUUGUUAGAGGAAUCUGAUGAUAAUGGGCAAAUUUAGAUUAAUGAAAGUCAGCUAUUGGGGAUCCUCCAGGAUUCAACAUUUCUUCCAGUUGUUCAUGGUUUAUUCUGAAUUUGGACAGAUUAGUAAUUAAUAAAUAUUAUUACAUUUCAACUUGACUCACUAAAAAUAUUCCGAUCUCCUUUAUGAACACAAGAACAUUAAUUCUUUGUGACUAGUGUAGAUAGUCCUGACCAAUAGACAAAAUGACAUAUAUGAUCUAUGCUUCUAGUUGUUUGUAGUCCACAGUAAGACACACAUACAUAUAUGCAAUCACAAACAUCUUAACAAUUUUGAAUUUGAAUUCAAAUAAAUAUUUUCUAAUAGUGAAGUAUAUUAGAAAAUAAAAACAUAAUUUAUACAUUUGAGCAAAUUAGAGCAAUUACAUUUAUUGCAUUUAUUGAACAUUUUAUUACCAUUUGUUCAUUCAUUGAAACUGUGACUUUCCUAAUUAUAUUAGACACUAAAACUCUCAGUAGAUUUAUUGACAAGUGACAGGGACACAUUUGAAGAACUUCUUAAUAUUUCCUACCAUUGUAAUCAAACACACUAGUCAUGAAAAAUAUCUACAUAGACCAAGUGCUAUUCUUUCAGUGAGGAAAAAAUGUGAGGAAGGUAUGUGAGUAUUUUUAAGUUUUAGAAAAGAUAUUUCCAUUUAAUAGGAUUGAAUAUCGUGAGUGUAAUUCGAUCUUCACAUAUAUUUUGAGAAUCAUACCAAAAGAUUUGCAUUGAUGAAGCCAGUGAACAAUAGGGUGAAAUGGGUGAACCAUCUCCUUGGAACACAGAGCCCAAUUAAAAAAAUUUUUUUAGAUAUUAAGUGGCUGGUCACUUUUUCAGGAUUCUCAUCCAAACUAUGUUUGGACUGACUGUAUAAGUCUUACUGCCUUUUCAGAAAUCUGCUUUCCUUUUUGUGCUUUUUCUUGUACUGUAUAGCACGGUUCAUGCACCUCUUUUUAGAUGGUGUACUUUAAAAACAAAAGUAAUUUUAGAAAACGGUUUUAACACUGCAUACCUAAAAUUAGUAGUGUGCAACAUUGACUGCCUUUGAUUUGUAGUAGACAAGUAAAAAUGAACACGUUCUUGUAGAACGCUGUCAGAGUCAUUCAGGAAUGAAUACGGUUUCAUUACCGUAAUCAUGAACCUUUUUACAUGAAUGCACUUCUCUAAAAGUGCUAAACGUGAUGCAUUUUCAAAUUAAAAAAAAAAAAUUCUUCAGACGAUGUAUUUGAAAUGUCUAAAAUAACGCUGUGCUUGAAAUAUUAGUGUAAAAGAAAAAAAUGUGUGUCACUGUGAUGUUGGUCCUCCCUGUGUGGACACAAGUAGAAAGUUAAAAUCUUUGGUAAGUCACCUAUAUGUACAAUUUGAGGCAGUGGUUAUAUAUAACAAACUGAUCUUUGUUAUAACCUCCCCUCCCCCAAAUUCAUGGUGAAAAAAUAACAAACAUCAAAAUAUUGAAAUCAGACCUUGUGAUUUGUAUGAAUCACACUAGAACAUGGGGGAGAGAGGUUGACAUGCAGUGCUAUUGAAAAUUGGGCUUGUCACUAGAUCAGAUCAACCUCCAUGUAUGUGGUUAGAACAAAUCAAUUAAUGGAAUCCUAGUAUUUCUGCAAAUUCGGUGAUUUUUUUUUUCAAACUGGAAUAGAAGCAUUAAUUCAGUGCUUAGUUCUAGUACUAGAAAACCCCUUUGAUGUAAUGCCUUGUAUUAACCCUUUGAGCAUUGUAAGAUAUACAAUGGGGGACAAAAGCCUUUCAGAUCGUUUAUUUAGACUUAGACCGGUAAAAUAUACUCUAUAUCCAAAUGUCUAAUUAUGCUGUUUUUUUAAAGGGGGGGUAGGAAGAGGAAGUGUUUCCAUGCUGAACACUUGCAUUUUAUAUACAACUCUUAAUUUUCUUCAAGAGGGCUUGAUAUAUUUAUUCCCAAAUAUUCACUGCCAUCUAAGUAAGUGUACUGUUUACAGAAAAAAAAAAAUCAACUUUUCUAGCAUCACAGCAUGACUCUAGAAAAGGAGGACAAUACAUAGGCCUGUAGACCUAUGUCAUAACCGAUCUCUGCACAUUGAAAGUACCUAGAUUGCCUUUAAAAGGUAUGAUAAAGAAAGGGUUACAUUUUUUUUUUCCCAAAACAAAACAAAACAAAACAAAAGAUUUCAUUUAUUUAGCUUUAGAAAGUUCAAUGUCAGUGAAGCCUUAGGAAGAAAUGAGUUCAAGUGGAUAAAGAAAAGCUGAACUCUUUGGGGGCAGGUAAGCUAUUUGGAGUUAGAUCUCAUAACAUAUUGUUUGGGAAUUUCAUACAGGGCAUAAUUUUAUCUAUGCUCCAAACUUUAAUACUUUGUCAAAGAAUUAUAUCUAGAUAGAAUGGAAAGCAAAGCACUUGAUUUUAAGCUCAUCUGUCAGGAGAUGCUAUGACUACUGCUUCUGAUAUCUGUAAAUGCCAGUAUGCUUAUACAAUUUCUGACUUUAUUCAAGGGACGCUCUGCGUGCACUGGACCCCUCUGUCCCCUGCGUGAUAGAACAUGAGAGCAGUGUCGUCUGCAGAUGUGCUUGCGCUGCCCUAGCCAGGCGUAAAUAAGAGUGUAACCUAUUUCAAUGUCUGGUGAAAGGACAUUCAUAAGCCUAGUGCAAGUUUGCCGUAAACAUUGCUUUUUGGGCAGUUUAGGAAGUCAAACCAUGCAAAUUACUCAUGUGUUAACAUGCAAUACUCAAAGGGUUUUAAUUUAAUUCUCUUCUUUUGAAUUCUUCAUGAUGAUUUACUGUAAAUGCUUCUCAGUUUGCAUGCUCUGAUCAUUGCUGCUAGUGAUUUUAUGUGCCAGUAGACCUGAGUUUAGUUUACCAAUUUUACUUAAAUAGUAAAAGCCACUUACAAAGUGACUGCCUAGGAUUUUUUUCUUUUGUUUGAAGUAAUUGGUAAUAAUGUCAUUUUCAAAACUGUUUUGUCUCUUCUUUUAUUGAUUAUGGUAUUUGAUUUUUUUUCCCUCUUUCCUUUGUUUUUAAAAUAAAUUAUGAUGUUGGGAUUGGAAGCCCUGAGUAAUGAAAUCUUUGGUAAGAAUUGUUUAUGUAGCUCAAUAAUGAGGACAAUAAAUCUUUGUUAGAAGAAUUAUGAUUCUGGGGAGGAAAGAAAAAAUGAAAACUCCCAUUGACUGUUGAACAAGUAAAUUCUUUAAAGAAUUAAUAGUUUUGAACAAAUGAUUGCCUUGUUUUAACCUGCUAACCAUAAUUUCAAAUGACUCAAUAAAGGAAGUAUUGAAUUUUAUUCAUUUAAAAAGCAUCUUUUGUACCAAAGCAAAUUUUUUUCUCUACUCAUCUCCAUCAUCAAUUGGGACCUAUGGUGGUGACCAACGUGUUAGUUACAGAAACUUUAAGUGAGUGCCUUGAGAAAACUUGGAAAUUUGUGCCUGGGGUGGUAAACUUUUAAUUAGGUUAAUUGUAGUGCUUACCAAUCAGUAAUUCUACUAUCACUCAGGGCUUUCGUACCUUCUAGGUAAAACUUCUUUCAUUGUGUUUUUUUAAAAUACUGUAUUUUUUUUUAAGUGCCAUCAUUUAAAUUUCACUUAGUAAGUGGCAGAUUACAUUAUUCAGUCCCACAAGCACAGAAACAUAGUAACACUAGGAGAUAUUUGAACAUUUAUUUUACAAUCGACUGAAUAUAUUAUGUAAAUGAGGUAAGCAACUUUUGUAGAGAUUGUAUGUGUGAGAUAAUGUAAUGUUCUUUUCCAGUUUUUGGACUACAGUUGAAUAAACUUUUUAAUUAUUUAAAAACAUCUUUACCGAAUAACAUGUGAUGGUUUUUUGUAUAAUGUAUUUGAUUUUGUAAAUACGUAUUUCCUGAUGUGAUUUUUGUGAGAAAUGCUAAAUCUUUUAGUAUAUCAUGUCCUCUCAAAAUUGGCAGGAGCUAAAUAAUAGUUUGUGGGCGAUUUGUAUUGUGUACUGUACAAUAACUGGGGAACUUUUAUAAUUAUAAAAUAUAUAUUAACUUUUAGUGUGUUGUUUAAACAAAUGACUGGAACAUACUAAAGAUAGUAGGAUUUUUCUGAAUAUUUCAGACUUGAACUCAGGCUAGCUUUCUUGUGUUUUUCAAAACAAAAUGGUGUCUUGUCUUUUAAAAUCAAUAAAUUUGUUUCCUUGUUACAAAUAAA